Ipomoea nil (Japanese morning glory) is the source of this 1371-nucleotide messenger RNA. Its product is annotated as CBL-interacting serine/threonine-protein kinase 7-like. The transcript has 2 exons. Bases 1 to 1371 code for a protein of 456 amino acids. The record is from RefSeq and is a predicted model, not a curated record. Gene Ontology annotation, molecular function: protein kinase activity; ATP binding. Gene Ontology annotation, biological process: protein phosphorylation; signal transduction. Lineage: Eukaryota; Viridiplantae; Streptophyta; Magnoliopsida; Solanales; Convolvulaceae.
AUGAGAAACGCCCUUAGAUGUUGCAUAGCUUGCAUUCUUCCAUGCGGAGUUCUGGACGUGAUACGCAUAGUGCACACCAACGGCCGAGUCGAGGAGAUUACCGGCGACGUCACGGCGGCGGAGAUCAUGAAAAUGCACCCCAAACACGUCCUUAAGAAGCCGUCUUCCCGCUCCGUUGACAACGACCAAGCCACGUGCCCCAAGAUCGUCGUGGUCCCGCCGGAGGCUCAUCUCCAGCGCGGCAAGAUUUACUUCCUCAUCCCGGUGCUGUCUCCGCCGGAGAAACCCCGCCCGAAAUCCUCCUCCUCCGCGAAAAAGAAGCGAUCCUCGUCGUCGGAAGUUGAGCAGAAGCGGCGGAGUAAGCAGAGCAACGCUGCCGCCGCCGGCGUCAUCGUCUCGGAUCAGUACUUGAGUGAGAUUCUAUCGGAGAAGCUUUCCACGGCGCAGAGAGAUCGCCGGCGAGGCCGUGUCGGCGUCUGGAGACCUCAUCUAGAGAGCAUUUCCGAGACUGCAAGUGUGCGAAGAAGGAAGAUAUUUCUUUGCACGGCGAGGUAUUAUUUUCACCAGCUCGUCUUCGCCCUCCACUUCUGCCACCAGAACGGCGUCACCCAUCAUGUCAUCAAGCCCCAGAACCUCCUCCUCGACAAGGACGGCAAGCUCAAGAUCUCCGAUUUCGGCCUCUCCGCGCUGCCGGAGCAGAUCCGGAACGGCCUCCUCCACACCGCGUGCGGUACUCCGGCCUACACCGCCCCGGAGGUGAUGAUCAGAAAAGGCUACGACGGCGCCAAGGCCGACGCGUGGUCUUGCGGCGUCAUCCUCUUCGCCUACCUCGCAGGGUACCUCCCAUUCGACGACAGCAAUAUAUCAAACAUGUACCGUGCAAUACGAAGCCGCGCGUUUCAGUUCCCGGAUUGGAUCACAAAGCCCACCCGGAGCAUAAUUUUCCGACUGCUCGAUCCCAAUCCGGUAACCAGAAUGUCCAUCGAGGAACUGAUGAAGCUCCCGUGGUUCAAGAAGUCAUCAUCAGUGAUAGAUUUGACAGACGAACAUCAAUUCGGGAACCAAGAGUUCGACAAAGAUUGCAAACACUUAACCAAAAUGAACGCAUUCGAUAUCAUUUCAAUGUCUCCCGGGUUGGAUCUAUCAGGGCUAUUCCAGGCGGGAUUGAACAAGAAAGAAAUGAGAUUCACCACAAAUUCCGAGGUAGGAGAGGUUGAGGAGAAGGUAAAGAAGAUCGGGAGUGAAGCAGGGUAUAGGGUAGAGAGGGGAAAGGGAGGGGGAAUCAGACUGGUAAAAGCAAGAGUAACGUUAAUGGUGGAAAUUCUUCAAGUGGCGCCGGAGCUAUGGCUGGUGGAGAUGAAGGUCGUCUAA